Cygnus atratus (black swan) is the source of this 876-nucleotide messenger RNA. RefSeq names its product tumor protein, translationally-controlled 1 (gene TPT1). The record is from RefSeq and is a predicted model, not a curated record. The transcript is spliced from 6 exons. Lineage: Eukaryota; Metazoa; Chordata; Aves; Anseriformes; Anatidae. The coding region runs from base 137 to 655 and encodes 172 amino acids. Gene Ontology annotation, cellular component: cytoplasm. Gene Ontology annotation, molecular function: calcium ion binding.
GCCGUGCCCGCUAUAUGAGCCCCGGCAGGCGCUGACUCGGCCCUUUCCGCCUCGCUGCCGGCCGCCCGCCGCCCGCCGCCGCCGCGCAGAGCACUCCGGCCGCUCCUGCCCUUCCCUCCGCCUCGCCCCCGCCGCCAUGAUCAUCUACCGGGACUGCAUCAGCCAGGACGAGAUGUUCUCGGACAUCUACAAGAUCCGCGAGGUGGCGAACGGCCUGUGCCUGGAAGUGGAGGGGAAGAUGGUCACCAGGACAGAGGGUCAAAUUGAUGACUCUCUAAUUGGUGGCAAUGCCUCUGCUGAAGGUCCUGAGGGAGAGGGAACAGAAGCCACGGUCAUAACUGGUGUUGACAUAGUAAUAAACCACCAUCUUCAGGAAACCAGCUUUACAAAAGAGUCGUACAAGAAGUACAUCAAGGACUACAUGAAAGCAAUCAAAGCCAGACUUGAGGAACACAAGCCAGAGAGAGUAAAGCCUUUCAUGACAGGGGCUGCAGAACAAAUCAAACACAUCCUCGCUAACUUCAAAAACUACCAGUUCUUUGUAGGAGAGAACAUGAAUCCAGAUGGCAUGGUGGCUCUGCUGGAUUUCCGUGAGGAUGGUGUGACCCCAUAUAUGAUUUUCUUUAAGGACGGCUUAGAAAUCGAGAAAUGUUAACGAAUCAAACAGUAUGGUUUUGGAUCACCUGUCUUCAUAGCUGGCUGCUGUUUCUUCAUCAGCACAACACCAGGAAUCGGCGAUGUCUAACAACUGGACUGAUGUCAUCUUGAGCUUUAUUCACUUAAUUUUGACCCUGAUUUGGAGUGGAGGCAUUGUUUUAAAAAAAAAGAAAAACAUCUGUCAUGUAGGUUGUCUAAAAUAAAACUCAUUUAAACCCA